Messenger RNA from Notechis scutatus (mainland tiger snake), 400 nucleotides. Lineage: Eukaryota; Metazoa; Chordata; Lepidosauria; Squamata; Elapidae. The record is from RefSeq and is a predicted model, not a curated record.
AUGAGUAGUUUGACAAUGGCAAAUAAAGAACAGGAAGAAAAAGAGACCCAAAAGCGCUUCCGGAUUUUCGCGGAGAACCUGGAAAGGGCCCGCCUCUAUCAGGAACUGGAUCAGGGCACCGCAGAAUACGGAGUCACCAAAUUCAGCGACCUGACAGAGGAAGAGUUCCGCGCUGCGUACCUGAAUCCACUUCUGGCGAAGCUCCCUGGCCGGCCAAUGAAAGUGGCCUCCGUCCCGAACGGUUCAUUCCCCGAGGAGUGGGACUGGCGGGACCACGGGGCUGUCACCGGGGUCAAAAACCAGGGCGAGUGUGGCUCCUGCUGGGCCUUCUCCGUAACGGGCAACGUAGAAGGACAGUGGUACCUUCACAAGGGUACCUUGCUUUCCCUCUCGGAGCAAG